Messenger RNA from Suillus clintonianus, 1362 nucleotides. RefSeq lists its product as uncharacterized. Bases 185 to 1225 code for a protein of 346 amino acids. Lineage: Eukaryota; Fungi; Basidiomycota; Agaricomycetes; Boletales; Suillaceae. The record is from RefSeq and is a predicted model, not a curated record. The transcript has 16 exons.
CUCUUCGUGUCGCUUCCUUUUUGUGUUGAAAGCGCACCGUCCGGGUUAUAACGUCUUUAUUCGCAGAAGUCUUCGUCAUUCACAUCUUUGCCUAAUCCCUUGCCUCAAUUUAGCAUCCAAGUCAACGACAGAUGAUAGAUCUGCCUGACUGGCAGAGUUAAUCAACGCACUUUUCAUCUAUUAAAUGGAGAGUUUAGUUGUAGACAGUGUAACCACGGAGAAGUAUUUCCGAAUAGCAGCAGUCUCUGUUGCGUUUUACGAUUAUCUUAUCACACUCCCAGCAGAAUGGCGCUUUUACCGAAGCCAAUCGUCAAUUUUUCAUAUAAGUCUUGCCUGCGCCUUGUUCAUUCUUAUACGUUAUGUUAGUAUCGUGGUUAUAUUAUUCAGCAAUUACGGAUUUUUCUCCACCGCCUUUACCCUACAAACAUGUCGACAAUACUAUCUUCUGGCGCCUAUCUUCAAAGUUGUACAAACUAUGAUAUCACAGGUCAUCCUAGGAGUCAGGACAUUCAAUAUUGUAAGAAGAGAAAGGCGGAUAGGAAUUGCACUGUUGUUGCUAUACCUCGUCUCAGUUUCGGCGGAGUGGUUUGCCGUUUUAUUUCACGGAACCCCUGCUUCUGUCAAUGGAAACUGCACCUCAGCAAAUACUGGCAAAGUAUUGACAACCUGGUUCUACUACCUCGCUGUGAUGAUGUAUGACAUCGUGAUGGUGACGGUAUCUACCAUCCAUCUCCUGCGUUAUAAUCCUCUCAGUAGCAGAGUCGAACAGCUGAUACGUGUCCUGAUCUAUGAUGGCAUUGGAUAUUUUAUCGCGUUGUCCGUGUCGAACGUAUUGAACCUCAUCCUUUAUCAUACGACCAACGUUGAGACUCAGACGGCGGGGUCGUCAAUGGGCUAUGCUGUAACGUGGAUCAUGAGCCAACGGAUCCUCAUCAAUAUACGAGAACCGAAUACUCAACGUGUGGAAAAUGUGAUCGUCGCACGUAACACACUCUCUGCACAGAAAAAAGUGAUGUCCGGUCUCCGCUCACAGUUCGAGUCUAAGAGCCAUUCAAAAGGCUCUAGAGACCCCAUGGAUGCAAAUUUUAGCCCCAAAUCUCCUUACGAUGGGCAUGCCGACGACAUAGAACUUGAUGUACGCGUACGCGUUGAGCGCUCGGUGGUGGCCGAUUACACGGAUGAAUCUGAGCAGCCGAGUGCGUGGGGGCCACCAAGGGCAAAAUGAUUCUGAUGCACUGGCGCAUAACAAGCAUCACAAAGAUAGAGUGACUGUCUGGAAUGGGAGACUACCCAACAUGCGAUAUUACCGUAUAUAUACCCACCCGGUGCUACUAUCGAAAUCUCAGAGCUUCUCAUUCUCAG